UGUGAUACAGAGCUGAGCAAGUGAGUGAGAAGAUACUAGCGAAUAGUGAUCAUCUUCUUAAUUCACUACUGUACAUUCUAAUUAAUUUCUAAUUACUAUGUAUCAUUUAACUUGUUACUUGUUAAUGACAGAUUUUUCAGCUUAAUAAUGCUUACUAAAAACUGGUGAGCGUACAUUUUAGAACAAAAAAAGGAAAAAGAAAUUUCUGAUAGUGAAGCAACACAAAACUUGGUUCUGCAGCUAAAAAUGCUCCCAAGGACCUGCAUUGUCCUAAUUUCUCUUCUCUGUCAAUUUUCUCCACUUGGUAGAGCAAUGCUCAACCUUACUCUUCCUGGUCAACAUCCCAACCCCGAAGCUGUUGUCCAAGAAGUUCACAGGAAGGUAAAUGCUUCUAUAGCAAGAAGGGAAAUGCUACAAGUCUCUCAGAAAGACCAGGCCACAUGCCAAACAGGGAACCCCAUAGAUGACUGUUGGAAAUGUGACCCAAAUUGGGCCAACAACAGGCAGAGACUAGCAGAUUGUGCAAUUGGGUUUGGCCAAUAUGCUGUCGGUGGCAAGAAUGGUGAAUUCUACCUUGUCACUGACUCCUCAGACGAUGAUGCUGUGAAUCCUAAGCCAGGCACGCUAAGAUAUGCAGUGAUUCAGACUGAGCCUCUAUGGAUUGUGUUUCCCAGCAACAUGCUCAUUAAGCUGUCUCAGGAGCUCAUCUUUAAUAGCUACAAGACUCUUGAUGGUCGAGGGGCUAAUGUGCACAUUGUGGGUGGUGGGUGCAUUACUCUCCAGUUUAUAAGCAAUGUCAUUAUACACAACAUUCAUAUCCACCAUUGUCAUCCGUCAGGUGACACUAACGUGCGGUCGAGCCCAACCCACUACGGCUACCGCACAAAAUCAGACGGCGAUGGGAUCUCGAUCUUUGGAUCUAAAGACAUAUGGAUAGAUCACUGUUCCCUCUCACACUGCAAAGAUGGGCUGAUUGAUGCAGUAAUGGGGUCCACAGGGAUCACAAUAUCAAACAAUUAUUUCUCGCAUCACAAUGAGGUGAUGUUGUUGGGCCACAGCGAUGACUAUUUGCCAGACACAGGAAUGCAAGUGACCAUAGCAUUCAAUCACUUUGGUGAAAAAUUGGUGCAGAGAAUGCCAAGGUGUAGACGUGGCUACAUCCAUGUGGUUAACAAUGAUUACACUCAGUGGGAGAUGUAUGCUAUUGGUGGGAGUGGUAACCCUACCAUUAAUAGCCAAGGCAAUCGCUACACCGCUCCUCUUGAUCCCAAUGCCAAGGAGGUAACGAAGCGAGUGGACACGGAGGAAGGAAAAUGGAAGGGAUGGAAUUGGAGGACAGAUGGGGAUAUAAUGGUGAACGGAGCAAUAUUUGUGGCCUCAGGUCAGGGUGUAGAGGUUAAGUACGAGAAGGCUUAUAGCGUGGAGCCCAAAUCAGCCGUGCUUAUUGACCAGCUCACUAUGCAUGCCGGCGCCCUUGGAGUUGGUGGCAGGGACAACAACUUGGGAAUGUGGAGUACAGGACCCAAUGGUGGUGGAACAGGUUUAGAUUCAGGCCCAGAUUACACGGAUGACUGGUCGGGAAGCAGUGGGCCGCUGUUACCCUCUACUUCGACUUUCUUAUCCCUUUUGAUUGCAUUAUCAUGUUUGUUAUUUUAUAAAAUACCUCCCACUUUUAUGUUAUAACAGGAAAUUCAGUUGUGAUUUUUAUUCUCAAUUAAAACCAUGGUGUGAUCAAAAGUCUCGUAUUCAAUGAAGAUGUCCAAGGUUCAAAUUCU
Molecule: messenger RNA, 1775 nt
Organism: Quercus robur (English oak)
Lineage: Eukaryota; Viridiplantae; Streptophyta; Magnoliopsida; Fagales; Fagaceae
Product: probable pectate lyase 12
Exons: 5
Coding region: 247-1683 (478 amino acids)
Molecular function (GO): pectate lyase activity
Source: RefSeq, a predicted model, not a curated record